This is a messenger RNA of Phytophthora infestans T30-4, 897 nucleotides long. RefSeq lists its product as uncharacterized. Lineage: Eukaryota; Oomycota; Peronosporomycetes; Peronosporales; Peronosporaceae. The record is from RefSeq and is a predicted model, not a curated record. Gene Ontology annotation, cellular component: lysosome. Gene Ontology annotation, molecular function: thiolester hydrolase activity. The transcript has 4 exons. Bases 1 to 897 code for a protein of 298 amino acids.
AUGGCGGUCCGAUUCUUCCACCUCGCACUGCCCGUGUUCUUCUUUCACGGUGUCACGGGCAACGCCACCAAUGGCCGCAACAUUCAAGCCAAUCUCACGGCUGAGGGCCGUGUCUUUGUGGGUCUCACGUACUGCGAAAACGAGUGCUCGGUGCAGUCAGUAACGGCGCAGAUCCCGAUGGCCAUCGAGCAGAUCCGCAAUAUCGUCAAGAACGACUCGCGUUUCAGCGACGGCUACCAUUUCGUGGGCCACUCACAGGGUGGCGGUAUCGCCCGUGCCGUGGUGGAGAACAUGGACGAUCACAAAGUGCACUCUCUCGUGAGUCUAGCCGGCAUGCAGAACGGCAUGUUCUACGGCCCACAGGCAGAGGACGUCGUGCCGCUCUUCAUCAUGGUAAACGUGCUCGGACCCCAGCUGCUGACGCCCGAUAUCUUUGACUUCUCUAGCUACACCGCAGCGGACUGGCGUGGCAAGUUCCAGCACGAUCUGGCCCAACUGGACGCGAACCAGACGCUGCAGGCGAAGUACUCGCUUAUGAACAUGAACCGCGAACCGGCCGACAACUAUUUCAUUGCAAACAACAAGUACCUGCCGUACCUCAACAACUUGAAUCACUGCGACGACAACGAUUUCCGGUGCAAGUUCGACAAGAUCCGUCGUAAGAGCAACUUCUUACGCCUCAAGUCUGCCCACUUCGUCGCGAGUCCGAACGACGGAAUUGCAACCAAGUUCGAGGAGUUCACCGUCAUGGAUAUGGAGGAUACAGUCGAGUACAAGAGCGACGCCAACGGUCUGCGAACGCUAGAUGAACGUGGCGACCUGCAUCGCACGGUUGUCGCCAACAUCUCGCACAACUGCUGGAUCGUCGACGGCUACAUCUACCCAGCUUUACAGUGA